Molecule: messenger RNA, 1073 nt
Organism: Heterobilharzia americana
Lineage: Eukaryota; Metazoa; Platyhelminthes; Trematoda; Strigeidida; Schistosomatidae
Source: the annotation of a GenBank genome assembly
GAGAGAUGAAAAACCAUAAGUUUUCUGCGUCCGCACUAUGAAUGUUGGAUACCAGAUUGGAUGUUGGAUGUUGUAGGUCAUUGGUUUGCAGUAGGUUUGACACAUCCCAAUGGCCUUGACUUCGGAAAAUGGAUUUGUAUGGCCCUGGCAAUACAAGUUCCCACCAUUUUUCACUCUCCAACCUAAUAUUGAGACUCGCCGCAAGCAAAUAAAUGCAUGGUGUCAGCUACUGAUUGAUUAUUUUCAAAGUAAAAAGCAGUUCUCCUUGAGUGUUGCAAGCAUUCGUGAUCCCUCUUGCCCGCUUUUUAAUAAUGCGAAUAUACAACGCUCAGCCAGUUCUGAUUUGGUUUCCCUUGUCUUAGACGAGUUGUGUAGGCGUGGAAACCUUGAAUGGGUAGAUAGGUCUCAUAACAAUGCUAGAAUUAUAUGGCGAACGUCUGAAGAAUGGGCUGACCUUAUAUCCAAAUGGGCUCGAUCUACUGGUCACGGGAACUCAGUCUGUACGUUUUACGAGUUGACUGAUGGUGAUGAUACAAGACAGGAAGCUUUUCAUGGCCUAGAUAUUUCUGUUUUAAUAAAUGCAUUGACUGUACUUCAAAAGCGUGGUAAAGCUGAAAUAAUGGGAGACACAGGUGUAAAGUUUUUCUGCUAAUGCCUGUUGCCUGACGGUUAACAAAUAACGUUACAUGGCAAAUUAUCUGCUUGUCGCUCCUACCCUAUACAAAGCUUUCAUUCACAAACUGUAUGAGAUUGAAGUUAUUAUGUCACUUUUUAUUUUCUUUUAUGUGGAACUACUAAAUAUUAUUUUCUCGUUACUUUAAUUUCCCUAUCUACUAACACUGGGACCUUCAUACAAAUUGUAUUUCAAACCCCACUUAUUGUUUCCUAAUAUCAUACUUUAAAAACGACUGAAAACAGAAAUAUGUACAAAUUAACUGAUUUUACAAGUGAAAUAUCUAUUUUAAAUCCUACCUCUUAGAAUUUCAUGUUUUACUGGGGAAAUCCGGUGUGUAUGUAUGUGACAUAAUCGGAAACUUAACUUUUGAUGUGUUAAUAGUAAAUAUUUUUCAAAA